Messenger RNA from Passer montanus (Eurasian tree sparrow), 3225 nucleotides. RefSeq names its product cytochrome b-245 heavy chain (gene CYBB). The transcript has 13 exons. The coding region runs from base 1337 to 3049 and encodes 570 amino acids. Gene Ontology annotation, biological process: superoxide anion generation; defense response. Lineage: Eukaryota; Metazoa; Chordata; Aves; Passeriformes; Passeridae. Gene Ontology annotation, cellular component: plasma membrane; NADPH oxidase complex. Gene Ontology annotation, molecular function: superoxide-generating NAD(P)H oxidase activity. The record is from RefSeq and is a predicted model, not a curated record.
AGCACCUCUGCCCUUUCUUUUGAGUUCAGGCAUUGAAAUCAGCCACUGCAUUUAAUAAUUGCUAGACUGAAGGCAGCUGAAAUAUACUCUGUUUCAUGGUCUGUGUUCAGGCUGUCAGAAGGACCUCAGACUUUGCAACUCUUGUGACUGAUCCAAGAUCAGCCCCUUCUGGGUUUGUAGCCUGCCAGAAACCUCCUGAACCAAUAAAUCCAUCUUUCAGGGGCUAUGGUGCCUGAGGAGCUUCCAGGCAAGGUAAAGCUGCUGAAGCUCAGAGCAUCCUGGAAACCUGCACUGGCUCACCCCAGAGAAGGCACAAGUAACUCACCCUGAGCUAGGCAGAAGAAAAAGGCAGUGAGAACACUGCCAUUCCUGGUCAGGGAGAGAAGGCUUGUCUUCCACAAGAAUGGACAUCCACUAAUCAGAACUGCCUCCCUCCUUUCCUUCCCUAGCCACCCCAGCUGUUUAACUUCCAGAGGCUACCUCCAUAAACAAAAAUAUCGGCACCAGACCCUCUGAUGACAUCCAGCAUCCCUGGAAGUGUUACCCCAGCCCUGAAAGCAUCCAAGGUCAGGUUGGUUGGAGCCCUGAGCAGCAUGAGUUAGUGGAUGGCCUCCCUGCCCAUGGCAGGGGUUUGGAAAUAGAUGAUCUUCCAAGUUAAUUCUAACCCAACCAUCUUAUAAUUCUAUAAUUAUGUGAUUCAUUUGGGAUGGCCAUCAAAGUGGAUUCUGCAAGACUCAAAACCACGAAAAAAAGCCUAUCCAGUGACAUUUGUCCUCAGUUUUGGCCAAAAGAGAAAGGAAUUUUGGAAGGAAUUUAGCGAGGUUUGAAUGUACCAGACAAAGAGGAAUGUUAGAUUACACUUUGAAGUUUCCAUGGACACUGAAUUACUGGGAGAGAAAUAGUAAUAGUAAUUAUUUAUCAACAAAGAUCAGCAUGAACUGCCUCUCAAUCCUGAGGUGAUUAAAAAGAGAGAGGUCUGGGCAGAGGUAACUCUUCUGUGCUUUCCAUGUUACACUUCAGCAUUAAAAGUUAUAUAAAGUGGCAAUACAUUUCUUAGCAGAAGACCUGACCGGUUGUAUAAUUUAUUCUAUCCUUUGUACCACAAUGAAAAAGUCUAUUUCAAUAGUUUAUAUGUGUUUGAGUUAUGAAAUGUAGAGAUGAUAGAAAUGUAUUUGAAAGAGAACUGGGGUUAUGAUUAAAUGGUUAACUUAUUUCCCAAAUGAAUGAGAAAGGAAACAGGGUGCUGCAACCUUUUGCUCUCACUUCCUCAUGAGAGAAGACGUAGAGGCUGUCCCAGAGAGAGCGGGGCUGCUGUGCACACACAUCUCAGGCAGCCAUGGGGAACUGGGUGGAGAAUGAAGGACUGUCCAUCUUCGUCGUUCUUGUGUGGCUGGGCUUAAAUGUCUUCCUCUUUUGGUGGUACUAUCUUGUGUAUGAUGUCCCACCAAAAUUCUUCUACACCAGAGUGCUCCUUGGCCGUGCUCUGGCUCUUGCAAGGGCCCCUGCAGCCUGCCUGAAUUUCAAUUGCAUGCUGAUUCUGCUGCCAGUAUGUCGAAACCUGCUCUCCUUCCUCAGAGGAUCAAGUGCGUGCUGCUCUACCCGUAUCAGGCGACAGCUGGACAGAAACCUCACCUUUCACAAAAUGGUGGCCUGGAUGAUCGCCCUUCACACUGCAAUUCACACCAUUGCACACUUAUUCAACGUGGAGUGGAGUGUGCAAGCCCGUGUUGAAGAGAAAGGCACCCUGGCAGCUGUGCUUUCUGGCCUUGGAGACAAACCAAAGGAAAGCUAUGUCAACUUCUUCAGACAAACCAUUGCUAAUCCCAUUGGGGGCCUCUAUGUGGCUUUCACGUACUUGGCUGGCAUCACUGGGGUUGUCAUCACACUGGCCCUCAUCCUCAUCAUCACCUCAUCCACCAAAACCAUCCGGAGGUCAUAUUUUGAAGUAUUUUGGUACACCCACCAUCUCUUUGUCAUCUUCUUUAUUGGCCUUGUCAUCCACGGUGCUGGUCGUAUUGUGCGGGGACAGACAGCUGAAAGCCUGGCUGAACACAACCCAGAGAUUUGCUACAAGAACUUCACUCACUGGGGCAAGACUGAGGCUUGUCCAAUCCCUCAGUUUUCAGGGAAUCCUCCUAUGACAUGGAAGUGGGUGGUAGGUCCCAUGUUUCUGUACCUGUGUGAGCGGCUGGUGCGGUUUUGGAGGUCUCAGCAGAAGGUUGUUAUCACAAAGGUGGUCAUUCAUCCCUUCAAGACAAUUGAGCUCCAGAUGAUGAAAAAAGGCUUCAAGAUGGAGGUUGGACAAUACAUUUUUGUCAAAUGUCCAGCAGUAUCUAAACUGGAAUGGCAUCCAUUUACACUGACUUCUGCUCCAGAAGAGGAUUACUUCAGCAUUCACGUCCGUAUUGUGGGAGACUGGACAGAGGGCUUGUUCAAUGCCUGUGGCUGUGAUAAACAAGAAUUCCAGGAGGCAUGGAAGUUGCCCAAGAUAGCUGUGGAUGGCCCCUUUGGAACAGCGAGUGAGGAUGUGUUCAGUUAUGAAACUGUGAUGCUGGUUGGAGCUGGAAUAGGGGUCACCCCCUUUGCAUCUGUCCUCAAGUCUGUCUGGUACAAAUACUGCCAUGAUGCCACCAACCUAAAGCUCAAGAAGAUUUAUUUUUACUGGCUUUGCAGGGACACUCAUGCCUUUGAAUGGUUUGCUGACCUCUUGCAAUCUCUGGAGGCUCAAAUGCAGGAGAGGAACAAUGCAGAGUUUCUGAGCUAUAACAUCUACCUUACAGGCUGGGAUGAAACUCAGGCCACUCACUUUGUAGUGCAUCAUGAAGAAGAGAAAGAUGUGAUUACAGGACUGAAACAGAAAACCUUGUAUGGAAGACCUAACUGGGAAAAUGAGUUCAAAACUAUUGCAGGGAAGCAUCCUGGCUCCCGAAUAGGUGUUUUUCUCUGUGGCCCUGAGGGCUUGGCUGACACACUCAACAAGCAGAGCAUCAGCAACUCAGAAGCUGAUCCACGAGGAGUACACUUCAUUUUUAACAAAGAAAAUUUCUAACUCUGAAGCAAGUGGGAGUCAUUAAAAGCAAGGUCUAAAGACUGAAUCUGUUUUUCUGUGUGGAGUCUGGGAAGGACAGCCCAGCUUCUGAAUUUGAGCUACACUAAUGCAGGUCCCUUUGCUUCUUGGGAAUGAUUUUGGCUCUGUGGUAGAAUAAAGAGUCAAGUUUUACCUUA